Messenger RNA from Phaethon lepturus (White-tailed tropicbird), 1279 nucleotides. It is a transcript of the gene TCP1, whose product is annotated as t-complex 1. The annotation marks the transcript as partial. The transcript is spliced from 7 exons. Gene Ontology annotation, molecular function: ATP binding; ATP-dependent protein folding chaperone. The record is from RefSeq and is a predicted model, not a curated record. Gene Ontology annotation, biological process: protein folding. Gene Ontology annotation, cellular component: chaperonin-containing T-complex. Lineage: Eukaryota; Metazoa; Chordata; Aves; Phaethontiformes; Phaethontidae.
CAGCAUUUUAGUGAUGGUGAUUUCUUUGCCAGUAUGGUGGUGGAUGCUGCACUGGCAGUUAAAUACACAGACCAGAAGGGUCAGGCUCGGUAUCCAAUCAACUCUGUUAAUGUUUUGAAGGCACAUGGCCGCAGCCAAAAAGAGAGCAUACUUGUGAACGGUUAUGCUCUGAACUGCGUGGUGGGCUCACAGGGUAUGACCAAGAGAAUAGUUAAUGCAAAGAUUGCAUGCCUUGACUUCAGCCUGCAGAAAGCAAAAAUGAAGCUUGGUGUUCAGGUUGUUAUCUCAGACCCUGAGAAGCUGGACCAGAUACGGCAGAGAGAGUCAGAUAUUACCAAAGAAAGGAUCCAGAAGAUUUUGGCCACUGGUGCCAAUGUUAUUCUCACCACUGGAGGUAUUGAUGAUAUGUGUCUGAAAUACUUUGUUGAUGCUGGUGCUAUGGCAGUACGAAGAGUUGUAAAAAAGGACCUUAAGCGAAUUGCUAAGGCAUCUGGAGCAACCAUAUGUUCAACUCUUGCAAACCUUGAAGGUGAGGAGAGUUUUGAGGCAUUAAUGCUGGGACAGGCCGAAGAAGUCAUUCAAGAGAGAAUCUGUGACGAUGAGUUGAUUUUAAUCAAGAAUACAAAGGCUCGUACCUCAGCAUCCAUUAUCUUACGAGGAGCUAAUGACUUCAUGUGUGAUGAAAUGGAACGAUCUAUACAUGAUGCUCUCUGUGUUGUUAAAAGGGUAUUGGAAUCCAAGUCUGUUGUCCCAGGUGGUGGUGCUGUAGAGGCAGCACUUUCAAUAUAUCUUGAAAAUUAUGCAACCAGCAUGGGAUCCCGUGAACAACUUGCAAUAGCAGAAUUUGCAAGAUCCCUGUUAAUAAUUCCAAAUACGUUGGCAGUAAAUGCCGCUCAAGAUGCGACAGAUCUUGUUGCAAAGUUGAGAGCAUUCCACAACGAGGCUCAAGUUAACCCAGAUCGCAAAAAUCUGAAAUGGAUUGGUCUUGACUUGAUCAAUGGAAAACCUCGUGAUAACAAGCAAGCUGGUGUCUUUGAACCAACUAUGGUCAAAACAAAGAGCCUGAAGUUUGCAACAGAAGCUGCAAUUACUAUUCUUCGAAUUGAUGAUCUUAUUAAACUGCACCCUGAAACUAAAGAAGAGAGAGGGUGCUAUGAGGAUGCAGUUCACUCUGGAGCACUUGAAGAAUAACUUAGGUUUUAUUUAUGUUUGUCUAACUUACACUUCCCACUCUUGUAACUAAAAUGUUAAUAAAGCAAGUGGUUGAAUGCUGCUGCUA